Microtus oregoni (creeping vole) is the source of this 3862-nucleotide messenger RNA. RefSeq names its product zinc finger and BTB domain containing 47 (gene Zbtb47). NCBI's taxonomy places the organism in Eukaryota, Metazoa, Chordata, Mammalia, Rodentia, Cricetidae. Gene Ontology annotation, molecular function: DNA-binding transcription factor activity, RNA polymerase II-specific; RNA polymerase II cis-regulatory region sequence-specific DNA binding; protein binding. The transcript is spliced from 6 exons. Gene Ontology annotation, biological process: regulation of transcription by RNA polymerase II. Bases 460 to 2631 code for a protein of 723 amino acids. The record is from RefSeq and is a predicted model, not a curated record. Gene Ontology annotation, cellular component: nucleus.
GCAGAGAGGGGCUCAGAGAGGGAGGGUGGGGUCGCGUGGUUCAAACGCUCCCAGGUCGGCUGCCCGCCCGGCCCGGAGAACCCCGAGGCUCUCCGCAGGGCAGCCGCAUCGGGACGGCGCGCACCACGCGCGUCCGCGCCCGCGCCCCUAGCCCGCACGCAGGGCGGCCUGGCCCUUUAAGCGUCCAGACGGCGGCCCCAGCUGACGCGCGGGCUCCAAUCGGCGCCCCGCGCCCCCCGCCCGCCGCGCCCGAGGCUCCCGGGCCGCAGCUGCUCGGCCGGGACUCGCCGCGGCCCUGCGCCUCCGCCCGCUCGCCCGCCCGCCCGGCCGCGCCCCCGGGGCCAUGGUCGCGGGGGCGGCCCCCAGCGCGGCGCUUCAUGGGGCGGCCCGGGCCCGGGCCCGGCCGCCGGGGGCAGCGCGAUCCUGCGGGGCCCUGUGAGCUCCCAGCGCCGCGGCACCAUGUUGCUGGUUGAGAAGACUACAGACUCCCCGGCGGCAGAGUUCUCGCUGGUGGAGGACGUGGCCCUGCACUUCGCCUGCUUGAUGGGCCGCCUGAAUGAGCAGCGCCUCUUCCAGCCGGACCUGUGUGACGUGGACCUGGUGCUGGUGCCCCAGCGUAGCGUGUUCCCCGCGCACAAGGGGGUGCUGGCUGCCUACAGUCAGUUCUUCCAUUCGCUCUUCACGCAGAACAAGCAGCUGCAGCGGGUCGAGCUGUCUCUCGAGGCGCUGGCGCCCAGCGGCCUGCAGCAGAUCCUGAACUUCAUAUAUACGUCCAAGCUGCUGGUGAACGCGGCCAACGUGCACGAGGUACUCAGCGCGGCCUCGCUGCUGCAGAUGGCGGACAUCGCAGCCUCCUGCCAGGAGCUGCUGGACGCUCGGUCCCUGGCGCCCUCGGGCCCUGUGGCCCUGGCGCAGCCAGCUGCCAGCUGUGCCCCAGUGCCUCCGCCGCCGCCCUACUACUGUGACAUCAAGCAGGAGGCAGAUACCCCCGGCCUACCGAAGAUCUACGCCCGAGAAGGCCCUGACCCCUACUCUGUGCGCGUGGAGGACGGGGCCGGGACCACUGGGGACUCUGCUGCUCCAGGGCCAGCACAGCCACUGCUCUUCAAGGAGGAAAAGGAAGGGACCCCUGAGGAGGCCGAGCCGCCUGGUAGCCUGUGCAAGCUAGAAAGUGGAGAGGGACUAGAACGGGAAUUGGGUGCCUCGGGCAACUAUGGGCGCCAGGAGCAGUCUCAAAUCAUUGUGGAGGUGAACCUCAAUAACCAAACCCUGCAUGUGUCCACUGGGCCUGAGGGCAAACCGGGCUCUGGGGCCACCGUGGUGCUUGGCCAGGAGGAUGGGAUGCAGGAACAUUCAGAAGAAGAGGAGGAAGGAGGAGGUAGUGGAAGGGGAGAGGAGGAGGAGGAAGAGGAAGAAGAAGAAGAGGGAGGCAGCCAGGGAGAGGAGGAAGAUGAGGAAGGGCCCAGUGAGCAGGAGGAUGACGAUGAAGCAGAUGGGCCCAGUGAGCAGGAUGCAGAGAGUUCGGAGGAGGAGGGGGAGACUGAGAGCAGGCAGGACCCUGCGGGUCCAGCAGGGUGUCAAGGUGGCCAGGUGGACCCUCCGCUGCACAGCAGAAUGUCCACACGGUCCCGGGGGCAAAACGCUCAGCACCGAGCUACCCCCGAGCCGGAGGAGGCUAGGCGCAGAGGCGGGAAGAAGCCCAAGGCCUCUGGAGCUGUUCCUGCCACCCAGGCAGCUGACGGACUGGGGGCCAAGGUGAAGCUGGAGGAGAAACAGCAGCACCCGUGCCAGAAGUGCCCCCGGGUCUUCAACAACCGCUGGUACCUGGAGAAGCACAUGAACGUGACGCACAGUCGUAUGCAGAUCUGCGGCCAGUGCGGGAAACGCUUCCUGCUGGAGAGUGAGCUGCAGCUGCAUCGGCAGACGGACUGCGAGCGCAACAUCCAGUGCGUAACGUGUGGCAAAGCCUUCAAGAAGCUCUGGUCCCUGCAUGAGCACAACAAGAUCGUGCAUGGCUACGCGGAGAAGAAGUUCUCCUGCGAGAUCUGCGAGAAGAAGUUCUACACCAUGGCGCAUGUGCGCAAACACAUGGUUGCCCACACCAAGGACAUGCCCUUCACCUGUGAGACCUGUGGGAAGUCCUUCAAGCGCAGUAUGUCUCUCAAGGUGCACUCGCUGCAGCAUUCCGGGGAGAAGCCUUUCCGCUGUGAGAACUGCAAUGAACGCUUCCAGUACAAGUACCAGCUGCGCUCACACAUGAGCAUCCACAUCGGUCACAAGCAGUUCAUGUGCCAGUGGUGCGGCAAGGACUUCAACAUGAAGCAGUACUUCGACGAGCACAUGAAGACACACACAGGGGAGAAGCCAUACAUCUGUGAGAUCUGUGGCAAGAGCUUCACCAGCCGGCCCAACAUGAAGCGGCACCGGCGCACGCACACGGGAGAGAAGCCCUACCCGUGCGACGUGUGUGGCCAGCGCUUCCGCUUCUCCAACAUGCUGAAGGCACACAAGGAGAAAUGUUUCCGUGUCAGCCACCCACUGCCCAGCGACCCCGCCACCCUGCCCACCACACACCUGCAGCCCACAGCCCCCCUCUUCCCCACUGCAGCUCCCAGGCUGGACACCAACUGACACCCAGCACAGGCCCUCCUGGCCAGGGACAGCAGAAACACAGGCUGGGGGCUGUGCUGCGGCUGGAUACCCCUGGUACAUGAUGCUGGGAGCCCCCUUCUGCGGCUCUUUGCAAAUUCUACUCCUUAUCUUUGGGAGUAAGGAACAGAGGGGGACUGGUUGGCCACACCCCUCCAGGCGAGGGGUGCUAGAGGCAGCAGAUGCAGGCCAGGAGCCAGGCAGGGCCUGGGUCAGCCUCAUCUGCUCCACCCCAGCUUCCCUGUGCCCCUAACUUACUCCCUAGGAUGGGAGGUUUUGGGGAGAAUUUGGGUGCACCCCUGUUGAAGGAAGGCCUGUAGCCAGGGAGGCCUGGCAGGGUAGGGCAGAGGCAGGAGAUAAAGGCUGCAGACCCCUCUGCGUGGUACAGAGUGGAGCAGGUGGGGGCUGGCCCCCAUGGGUUUCUUUUCCUAGUCACAUCCCUGUCAGGCAGGUUCAGGGAUCCUCAGCCUGGGCUGGACUUUUAAAGAGCCCCAAAUCCUGGAAGGAACCUCUCCAGGUGCUGGGGACCAAGCCUUCAGGGGGUGGAGAAGCUAAAUCCCCAGCCCCAGCUUCCAGGGGUCCUGCAGGAGAAUGAGAUGACAGGGGUGGGCCCCCCAGGAGCCUCAGGCAAGCAGUUCAGGGUUUCACGGUGCUAUCUGUGGGUCAAGGGACAGGGAGCUAGCUGUCCACAGGGCACCCCUGUCCCUUACCAGCCUGCCUGGCUGGACUCUCCCACCAGGAGACACGUGCAUCUGUGUCUGCUCCCCAGAGGCCCACAUGAGGCCUCUCUUCUCCUGGGGCCUCUGGCUGGCUCCUGGUCCCUCCUGCACUCCGCACUGUCUGGUGUGCCGCAGUUCAGCCAGGGAGAGAAGCCAGUGGGAGCAGGGAGCUCAGCCAGUGCCCAGUGCUUGCCCUUGUGAGGCAGGCACUAAUAGGUGACCUUAUUCCUGUGUUUGGAUGGGAGAGAGUUUCCAUAAGCUGCGGUUCCUCGUCCCAAUCUCCCUCUGUUCAUAAGCUUCUGUUCCUUACACUCUGCACCUUAUUCCUCCCCAUCACCGCCUUCCCUUCCCAGCAUGGGCACACUGGGAAGAGGCCUGUGCCCGCCAGUCACCGGUGGAGGGUGCCACACCCCUCCGACCUCAGAGGCCCAUGGCGUUGGGACAGAGGGCUGGGGACAUUUUAAUCAUCAAUAAACGAAGCACUUUAUUCUGUA